AUGAGAAAUUCAAUCGCUGCUGCAAGAUCAAGAAUUGGCAGGUAUUGGGGUUUGAGUUCAAGGAGAAUAUGCUCUUGCACUCCCCCAAUUAACCAUAGCCUUGCAGAUAAUAUGCCCUGUCCAUGGAAACCCUUCUGCUCAUCAUCUGGUUUUGGAAGAAAUUCCAUUGGUGUUCAUUUUGCUUUCUUUGCUCCUCGUCUAUCACAUUUACAUGCUAAGGCUGCUUUCAGUUCUGAAGCCCGCAGUGAUUCAGCCACCGAUGAUUCCAAUGGAGAGGUGGAACCGAUUGAUUCGUGGGAGGAAGAAGAUGAAGCUGAGCCUGAGGUUGGCGAUGGAGGGGAUGGUGGUGGAAUUGUUCUUCGGAAUUGCCUUUGGGGCGAAAGAGCACUAUCCAUAGGCAAACAAGUGCUGCUGGAGUUCGGUGAAGGCAUUGAACUCUAUGCAUUCAAAACUUCUCCUCGUGGCUAUGUUUAUGUGCGGCUGGAUAAACUUUCGAAUGCAUACGGGUGCCCGAGCAUGGAAGAAAUCGAGCUUUUUAAUCGCCUAUACAAGAAAAAAUUGGACGAAGCCGGUGCCAUUGGAGAAAUACCCGAUGAUUUAGCUCUUGAAGUAUCGAGUCCUGGCGCAGAUAGACUCUUGAGAGUACCGGAUGACUUGUUGAGAUUCAAAGAAAUGCCAAUGGUUGUAACCUAUUUGCAAGAUUCAGGCCCGAGCAAGAGCGGCGUUUACUUUCUGGAUUCCAUCGAAGCAGAAACAGGGUGUUGCAUUUGGAAACUGGCGGAUGUGAGGGAAAAUAGGGAUCCCGCGGCUAAGGGAAGGCCGUUGAACCGGAAACAAAAAGAUUCGAGGUUGAAACUACCAUACCUUAUGAUCAAACAGGUAACUCUUUAUAUUAGUUACUAGUAAGUUUUGAGUUACCUUUUCAUAAAAAAGCUCGAUUGAUCUGCUUAAUACUUUCGUAGUUAAGUUGCUACUUCUUGCUUAUACUUAGCCCAACAUGCCGAAAUUCAAAGUUAUCUUGUUUGUUUCA
Andrographis paniculata is the source of this 1030-nucleotide messenger RNA. RefSeq lists its product as uncharacterized. Lineage: Eukaryota; Viridiplantae; Streptophyta; Magnoliopsida; Lamiales; Acanthaceae. Bases 1 to 903 code for a protein of 300 amino acids. The transcript is spliced from 5 exons. The record is from RefSeq and is a predicted model, not a curated record. Gene Ontology annotation, biological process: ribosomal small subunit biogenesis.